GUAUUGUCAAUCAUACAGUGAUGGAGCGGGGAGGCAUGAGCGCAGUGAAGACCAUCAGCAUCUGUGUCAAACGAUGAAGGUUGUGCCAAAGCUGACGAUUUUUGUUUAAUUAUAGUGAGAGGAAGAGGAUUUGCCACUAUGUAUGGGUUUGUCAAUCACGCCUUGGAACUGCUCGUUUUAAGGAAUUACGGACCGGAAGUAUGGGAAGACAUCAAGAGGGAGGCUCAACUCGACAUCGAGGGACAGUUCCUUGUGAGAAUCAUAUAUGAGGAUGCCAAGACAUAUGAUCUUGUUGGAGCUGCAAGCAAAGUCCUCAAAAUUGAUGCGGGGGACAUCUUGCAGAUGUUUGGGAAGAUGUUCUUUGAGUUUUGCCAAGAAUCUGGAUACGACACUAUCUUGCGAGUACUGGGAUCAAAUGUUCGUGAAUUUCUUCAGAAUUUGGACGCCCUUCACGACCACUUGGGCACCAUCUAUCCAGGAAUGAGGGCUCCCUCUUUCCGGUGCACGGAUGCGGAGAAGGGCAACAAUCUGAUCCUUCACUACUACUCGGAGAGAGAAGGCCUGCAGGACAUCGUGAUUGGCAUCAUUAAAACGGUCGCACAGCAAAUACAUGGAACAGAGAUAGAAAUGAAGAUGAUCCAGCCGAAAAGCGAGGAGUGCGACCACAUCAAGUUCUUGAUUGAGGAAAAGGACUCAGAGGAAGAAGCCUUCUAUGAGGACCUGGACGGCUUUGAGGAGAACGGCACGCAGGAGACACGCAUCAGCCCGUACACAUUCUGCAAGGCCUUCCCUUUCCACCUGAUGUUUGACAAAGAUCUGAUGCUCACUCAGUGCGGCAACGCCAUUUACCGAGUCCUGCCUCAGCUCCAGCCUGGCGCCUGCAUCCUCACUUCAGUGUUUUCCCUGGUCCGCCCGCACAUUGACUUCAGCUAUCAUGGCAUUCUUUCCCACAUCAACACUGUCUUUGUCCUGCGAAGCAAGGAGGGCCUGCUAAAUGUGGAGACCGUGGAGAACGAGGACGAGCUGACUGGAGUGGAAAUCAGCUGUCUGAGGUUGAAAGGACAGAUGAUUUAUUUGCCCGAAGCAGAGAACAUCCUUUUUCUUUGCUCACCGAGUGUGAUGAACCUGGACGAUCUGACAAGAAGGGGUCUGUACCUGAGUGACAUCCCUCUCCAUGAUGCCACCCGUGACUUGGUGUUGCUGGGGGAGCAGUUUCGUGAGGAGUACAAGCUGACUCAGGAGCUGGAGAUACUGACUGACCGCCUGCAGCAUACACUUCGAGCUCUGGAGGAUGAAAAGAAGAAGACAGACAGAUUGCUCUACUCUGUCUUGCCGCCAUCUGUUGCCAACGAGCUACGACACAAACGUCCUGUCCCGGCGAAGCGUUACGAUAACGUCACCAUCCUCUUCAGUGGCAUUGUGGGCUUCAAUGCCUUCUGCAGCAAGCAUGCUUCUGCUGAGGGAGCCAUCAAGAUAGUCAACCUACUCAAUGAUGUUUACACCCGCUUUGACAUCUUGACAGACUCUCGGAACAACCCCUAUGUAUACAAGGUGGAGACGGUGGGUGACAAAUACAUGACGGUGAGUGGCCUGCCAGAGCCGUGUACGCAUCACGCCAAGUCAAUCUGCCACCUCGCCCUCGACAUGAUGGAGAUUGCCGGACAAGUCAAAGUCGAUGACGAGCCCGUACAGAUUACAAUUGGGAUCCACACAGGAGAGGUGGUGACUGGGGUGAUUGGCCAGAGGAUGCCCCGCUACUGCCUGUUUGGAAACACAGUCAACCUCACAAGUCGCACUGAAACCACUGGCGAAAAGGGCAAAAUCAACGUUUCAGAGUAUACUUACAGGUGUUUGCAGUCAGCUGAGAACGCAGACCUCCAGUUCAAUUUGCAGUAUCGUGGCCCCGUCACCAUGAAGGGAAAGAAGGAGCCCAUGAAGGUGUGGUUCCUGUCCAGGAAGUCCACUGACACACCUUGAGUCCCCUUCAAUUUCAAGCCUAACAAUCCAUCUAAUCAAGCAGAUGUAUUAAAUGAAAUAACAUGCUUUUGAUAUCCUAAUGCAUUUCUAUGAAACUGUGCCAUCGUGCUCUGCCACACCACAGUAUGUACUAUAUAUAUAUUUUUUAACAUACAGUGCGCCAUGAAGACUUUAGAUUAGCAUUUCAAUGUUCAUGAUAGUUGGAUUUGGAAAGCAUUUUUCAUAGGUACAAUGCGCACACUCACAAAUAAAAAAGAAAUCGUUAUUUAACCAUUAACAAUGCCUAAGUCAAAAAUAAACAGAUGAUGAUCAUGUUUUGAAAAAGUAAAGUUAAUAAUUAGUUAACAGGUUUGUGUGAAAUGUACCAAUGUAAUUUAAAAUCCUAAUAUUGCUUCAUUUGAUUUCACCUCAGUCGUGACGCAGAUAUUUCAAAGGACGAAAUAGAAAGUUAUGAAGCACUUCCAUCUUUAAGAAUAUGUACACUAUUUGGUUUGAUGUGCGGUACUCACUUGCCAAAAGCUAAAUAAAUCUCAAUCAAUUAGAAUAUGCACUAUUUGAAAAGUCUCAAUUUAGCUGCUAAUAACAACCCCCCCCAAAAUUGCCAGAAAGUUCAUUGCUUUAAACGCAUGGAAUGCGCUCGGUUCAAAUAAAACAAAAUUUAAUAGCGAGCCAUUAAUUGGUGUCUAAAUCUGAAAUAAACCCAUGAAAUCAUUUUUUUGCCCACUAGCAAGUACUGUACAUGUACUUAUACAUUGGCACGUGAGUCCAUAUCAAAGCAGCAUAUUUACUACUUGUUUGCAUCCAUAGAAUAGUAUUAAGGCACCUUCACGUUUGACAUCUUAAUAUUUAUUAUUACCAUCACGUUGUUGCAUAUGUUUUCUUUUUGCACCAGAGGUCUCUGUAUUAUGGAAACCAGAACCCAGAGUGAGACAAAUAAAGUAUUAACUAAUA
This is a messenger RNA of Doryrhamphus excisus (bluestripe pipefish), 2928 nucleotides long. RefSeq names its product guanylate cyclase 1 soluble subunit beta 1 (gene gucy1b1). NCBI's taxonomy places the organism in Eukaryota, Metazoa, Chordata, Actinopteri, Syngnathiformes, Syngnathidae. Gene Ontology annotation, molecular function: heme binding; guanylate cyclase activity. Gene Ontology annotation, cellular component: guanylate cyclase complex, soluble. Gene Ontology annotation, biological process: cGMP biosynthetic process; response to oxygen levels. The record is from RefSeq and is a predicted model, not a curated record.